Molecule: messenger RNA, 2818 nt
Organism: Platichthys flesus (European flounder)
Lineage: Eukaryota; Metazoa; Chordata; Actinopteri; Pleuronectiformes; Pleuronectidae
Gene: cnn1b
Product: calponin 1, basic, smooth muscle, b
Exons: 7
Coding region: 235-1128 (297 amino acids)
Biological process (GO): actomyosin structure organization
Molecular function (GO): actin binding
Source: RefSeq, a predicted model, not a curated record
CAAAGAGGAGGAGGACAGGACAGAAGGAUAGAAGGACAGAAGGAUAGAGAAGGACAGAAGGAUAGAGAAGGACAGAAGGAUAGAGAAGGACAGAAGGAUAGAGAAGGACAGAAGGACAGGAGGACACGCAGGGAUUCGUUGGGACUGUUUUAUUCUCAGUGUUGGACACACAGCUGCUCCUCCAUUUUUAAAACCCUCCUCCUCCUCCUCCUCCUCCUCUUCAUCAGCUGCAGGAUGACAACACAUUUCAGGAGCGGACCUGCCUUCGGACUUUCUGCCGAGGUCAAGAGUAAACUCGCCGGGAAGUACGACCCCCAGAAGGAGGAAGAGCUCCGGCUGUGGAUUGAGGACGUGACCGGCAAGAGGAUGGGAGACAACUUCAUGGAGAGCCUGAAGGACGGGGCGCUGCUGUGCGAACUCAUUAACGUUCUGCAGCCGGGGUCCGUGAGGAAGAUCAACAGCUCCACUCAGAACUGGCACCAGCUGGAAAACAUCGGGAACUUCGUGCGUGCGAUCACCGAGUACGGCCUGAAGCCUCACGACCUCUUUGAGGCCAACGACCUGUUCGAGAACGUCAACUACACUCAGGUCCAGAGCACACUGCUCGCCCUGGCUGGCCAGGCCAGGUCCAAAGGUUUCCAGUCCAAGUACGACAUGGGAGUGAAGUACGCCGAGAAGCACCAGCGCCGCUUCGCCCCCGAGAAGCUGAGGGAGGGACGCAACGUCAUCGGCCUGCAGAUGGGCACCAACAAGCUCGCCAGCCAAAAGGGCAUGACCUCGUACGGCACGCGACGCCACCUGUAUGAUUCCAAGAGCGGCAUGGACAACCCGCUGGACCAAUCCACCAUCAGCCUACAGAUGGGCACCAACAAGGGAGCCAGCCAGGCCGGGAUGACGGCUCCGGGAACCAGGAGGCACAUCUUCGACAAGAAGCUGGACCUGGAGAACUGUGACAGCACCACCAUCUCCCUGCAGAUGGGCACCAACAAGGUGGCGUCCCAGCAGGGCAUGACCUCGUACGGCCUCCCCCGCCAGGUCUACGACAACAAGUACUGCUCCAACCCCACGGAGGACAACAACGGCAGCGAGGCCGAGUUCGACGGCUACAACCAGUACUCGGAUGAAUAAGAGAUAAAGAGAUGAGUCACGGACAGCCACACUGAACCCCCCCCCACCCCCCCACCCCCCUCCAUUUUGCUUUGACUCCCGACAAACGACCACGACUGUGACGAGCAGAUUUUGAUUCAUCACUGCCGUCCUCGUCUUCCCCCCCACCGAUUCGCUUCUUAAAAGAUUUUUACUCUUAGGACGUAAAACAAUAAAAAGUGUUCACACUGCUAAAUAACCAAAACACUCAGAAGAUGAGAUUUGAUGACCUUUUCUAUUUAUAGAUUUUUUUUCUACUGCUUUUUGUGUUUUGUAAUUAGAGAUUUUAAAUGUUUGAUGCCCCCCCUUCUCCCCCCGCUCACCUCCCUACGACCUUGAGCACUGACAAAGCAGAGUUUUUUUAAAGAUUCCUCCAAAGGAAGCAAGUGCUAUUGGUGCUAUUGAACUUUGACCCGGUUGUGGAAACCCGCAUUCCGGGAUCCGACCGCUCCGGACGCCGCCGACGCUCCGGCUCCACCGCCGGGCCGGGGGCCGCCGGGCCGGAGGACACGUGGCUUCAUCGCUUUGUGUUGUGAGCACCUGACUCAUCGUCAUGUUCACCAGCCUGACAAAUUACCCAUGGUGCCUUUCUCCAGGGGCGGGUUUACAUGGCUUGUGUGAGUCCUUGUGGUUUUCAGUAGAAGUAGCCUGGUGCGUCACACGAUGCAUUUAUGAAAUUAAAGAGUAAACGUUUGAGUCGUGACGUUCGGGUGAAUUUAGUCACCGGUAGUUUUUUGUACUGCGUGUGAACCUGUCGUCUUCUCGUGGAAACUCUCCGAGUCGCCUUCGGCCUCAGUGAACUUCUUCAUUUGCACUUUACCCGGUUUCACUUUGCAGUAACACAGUGGACGGAUGUAACUAAGUACAGUUACUCAGAUUCUGUACUCAGUUAUAAAUUUGAGGUACUUGAACUUGGCCCCAGUUUUUCCAUUUGGUGCCACUUGAAGAUUAUUCUCCACUUUCCUCAGUUGUAGUUAGUUUAAUAAAUCAGAUUUUAACACUCAUAACUCAUUUAUUUAACAAAGAUAAUUUCCUCUGCAUACUUUAGGUACUUUUGAAAUUGCAACAUGAGUAUUUUCACGUGUACUUAUGCAAAGUGUUGAGUACUUUGUCCACCACUGGUAGCAAACCGCAGUAUUACCACAGACCCUGGUGCCUGCUGGUGAUUGUGAUGUUUGUCAAAUCCAGAUGAGAUUCUCCCUCUUUGAAAUGUCAUCACGCUGUAGAACCACAGAAUGUGUUGAAUGUAACGUUGUGAGGUUAGAGGUGUUGUCACCACAUCAGAGAGCAGAGACGUGUGAGUCUGGAACCAACCGGGGCUCAGACGCUGUCACACAUCAGAGCCUCAGAGGGGAAAUGAACCAACUGAGCUGCUGAAGUUUGAGUUUCAACAAAACACCAAAGCUAUGAUACUGGACAUGGAGCAGAGCGCCAUCUAGUGGGGAACAAAGCACACACAGACAUUUACAUCUUCUGAAUUUGUAUUAAUCCAUCAAACGACCAAACUUCUUUUUAAAUCGAUCCAAUGUGAGAGUGAAUCAUAAUUAUCACAGCAUGAUAUUCAGAAAACAACAUCGUCCUCAUGUGUUUCAACAUUUGUUCAAACUACACACUGCGCUUAACUCUUUUCUUCUUUACGCCACAUUUGUGCAAUAAAAACACUUGAAAAAUA